CAUUGCAUGCACUGUUGCAGCAGGUCAUACGAACGUAGUGUAGAGCUAAACGCACAAAUCCUGAAGACUGCACGCGUCACGCGGCCACUCACACACCGGUUCUCAGCAGCCACGGAGAUAAGCACAUUUAACAUCCCUGCAACUAAUUAGAGAUCAUGGCAUCUGUAAUCGAGAAGCUCAUCACUCCUUUGGCCAGCGGCCCUGCUGAGCCCCCUAGGAACAAAGUGACAAUUGUUGGUGUUGGGCAGGUGGGCAUGGCAUGUGCUGUCAGCAUCCUGCUUCGGGAAUUGGCAGAUGAACUGGCUUUGGUGGAUGUCGUGGAGGACAGACUGAAGGGCGAGAUGUUGGAUCUGCAACACGGCAGCCUUUUCCUUAAGACCCCAAAGAUUGUUGCUGACAAGGACUACUCUGUGUCCGCUAACUCCCGUAUCGUCGUUGUGACUGCCGGAGUGCGUCAGCAGGAGGGUGAGAGCAGACUGAACCUGGUGCAGAGGAACGUCAACAUUUUCAAACACAUCAUCCCUCAGAUUGUCAAAUACAGCCCUGACUGCACUCUCAUUGUUGUGUCCAAUCCAGUGGAUGUUCUGACUUAUGUGACCUGGAAGCUGAGUGGUCUGCCAAAGCACCGUGUCAUCGGUAGCGGAACCAACCUGGACUCCGCCCGUUUUCGCCAUAUCAUGGCAGAGAAACUGGGCAUCCACUCCAGCAGCUUCAAUGGCUACGUCCUGGGAGAGCACGGAGACUCCAGCGUGCCUGUAUGGAGUGGAGCAAAUGUGGCUGGAGUCAGCCUACAGAAACUCAACCCUGAUAUUGGCACAGAUAAAGAUGCAGAGAACUGGAAAGAUGCUCACAAGAUGGUUGUGGACAGUGCUUAUGAGGUGAUCAAGCUGAAGGGGUACACCAACUGGGCCAUCGGCCUUAGUGUGGCUGAUCUGACUGAGAGUUUGGUGAAGAACCUUAGCAGGGUCCACCCUGUUUCCACCAUGGUGAAGGGCAUGUAUGGUAUCAGUGAGGAGGUAUACCUGAGCCUGCCUUGUGUGCUCAACAGCAGUGGAGUGGGCAGUGUCAUCAACAUGACCCUGACUGACGAAGAAAUCGCUCAGCUCAAGAAGAGUGCAGAUACUCUGUGGGGCAUCCAAAAAGACCUGAAGGACCUGUAGAACAUCCGCAGAGGGCACAACAUACUCUCUGGUCCAUAACUCUGUUACACACUCCCUCAGAAUCUUUACCCACUCUUUAGCUCUGUCCUCCCUUCUCACUUGCUUUUGGGUAUGGUUACUUUUAAACUAUUUUUCUAUGGUGAUCCAUGUAUGUAUAAUAAUCCAAAAUGAGGAAUGUCCCUUCUGAUAAUAUGAUUCUGUUAUGAUCAAAGGAGAACGUCAGGUUCUCUUAAGGUUCUUAGCAAUUGCACUUGUUAACUUGGUCACUUUGUGUGGGCAAUGAAGAAAGAACGCACACCUCUCCUCUUCUUGGCAUAAUUUACUGAGAUCAUUAGGGAAAGUUCCAGUGUGUCUUUCUCUACUUAAUUCAAGAGGAGAAGGGGCCGAAGUAAAAUGGACACAAAUGUAUUCCGUCUUCUGAAUCAUAUUGUAUGUAUCUGUCAUAUUAAUGAGUGUAAAGGAUGACAUGACUAAAGUAAAAAAAAAAAUGAAUAAACCUGUUCAAA
Xyrauchen texanus (razorback sucker) is the source of this 1666-nucleotide messenger RNA. RefSeq names its product L-lactate dehydrogenase B-A chain. Gene Ontology annotation, cellular component: cytoplasm. Gene Ontology annotation, molecular function: L-lactate dehydrogenase (NAD+) activity. NCBI's taxonomy places the organism in Eukaryota, Metazoa, Chordata, Actinopteri, Cypriniformes, Catostomidae. The transcript is spliced from 8 exons. Gene Ontology annotation, biological process: carboxylic acid metabolic process. The coding region runs from base 156 to 1160 and encodes 334 amino acids. The record is from RefSeq and is a predicted model, not a curated record.